AUGUUUCACCUAAUGGACAGCCCCAUCUUGGAGAAGGCAGACUACUUUGGGAUUGCUCUUGCCCUUGUCUACCACACAUCCAUUGGCCUCAUCUGUGCUACAAGGCUGCACCACUCUCAACCACUUAUAGUGCUUGUGAUGCUGCUGCCUGGAUUGGUGGCAUACCUUCACUACCUCACCACAAUGCUACACCACUUUGACUAUGGACAUGCCAAGUAUAUCAUGUAUGCACUGAUUUGGUCUGCUCUAUGUGUGCUGCUUGAGAUCUAUGACUUCCCUCCUCUCUUUGAGGUUUUUGAUGCCCACAGCUUGUGGCAUGCAACUGCAUUGCUCACAGCCCUCUUCUGGCACCACUUCAUUUUGUGGGACCUGGGCACACCAACACCAUCUAAAGGGGGUGAUAGUGUGACCCUGCUUAUUGUACUCUUGGGCAUUGUUGCCUAUCUGCAGGUGGUGGCCUUUGUUGUAAUUAAACUAAAAUGA
Molecule: messenger RNA, 483 nt
Organism: Acanthamoeba castellanii str. Neff
Lineage: Eukaryota; Discosea; Longamoebia; Acanthamoebidae
Product: Per1like domain containing 1, putative
Exons: 5
Coding region: 1-483 (160 amino acids)
Biological process (GO): GPI anchor biosynthetic process
Cellular component (GO): endoplasmic reticulum membrane
Molecular function (GO): hydrolase activity, acting on ester bonds
Source: RefSeq, a predicted model, not a curated record